AAAAACAGAAUAUGAAUAUAAAAUACAUUUUGGUUUUAUGUUUUACUAUACAUUUAUUUGGUCAAACUGUUGCGUACAGGCGCACAGUUGAAGAAGCGCGUUUAGACGAUUAUGCAAGAAACACUUUUGUAAACCUUAGUUACCAACAUUCCAGCCAGUUCAAUGCUCUUACUGCGGGUCAAAUAUUGAAUUAUUUGGGCGACAAAUAUCAAAAUUAUGUCGAUGAAUAUCUCGUAAACAAUCAUAAGACGAGAAACGACUUAAUUAAAGACUCUCCAGACGAUGAGUCAUAUCAUGAAGUUCUAUUCGGAAAAAUCGUAUUUUUCAUUUGCGGCAAGAUGAACACAACAAUAAGAGAGUUUUUAAAUAAUCCAGAUACUAUAAAACGUUUCCACAGUCACAAAGGUCCACUUACUACAAAGGAAUUAUCGUUAAUGUUAAAAUGUGACAGUGAUGUGGCGAGAUAUAUGGAAGCAAAAAAAUAUACUCCAGAUGACUUAAGUAACCAUUAA
This is a messenger RNA of Adelges cooleyi (spruce gall adelgid), 512 nucleotides long. RefSeq lists its product as uncharacterized. Bases 12 to 512 code for a protein of 166 amino acids. The transcript has 4 exons. The record is from RefSeq and is a predicted model, not a curated record. NCBI's taxonomy places the organism in Eukaryota, Metazoa, Arthropoda, Insecta, Hemiptera, Adelgidae.